Biomphalaria glabrata is the source of this 5835-nucleotide messenger RNA. RefSeq lists its product as uncharacterized. Bases 332 to 1432 code for a protein of 366 amino acids. The transcript is spliced from 8 exons. NCBI's taxonomy places the organism in Eukaryota, Metazoa, Mollusca, Gastropoda, Planorbidae. The record is from RefSeq and is a predicted model, not a curated record.
CUCGGAAUAGGAAUGAGGAUAUUUACUAGUUGAGUUCUUGGCAGAUUUACUUAUAGAUAUAAUUGUCGGAUUAAACCAUUCUAGUGUUUGUGCAGGAAAGGCUUCAUGAGAUGGCUUACACUUAGGAUAUAGCCGUGCGCAUAACCUUCUUUGUUUUUUUGGUUUGCUUUUUCUCUGUAACACCAGGUUAUGAUACUAUCAGCCCCGUUCUUUGGCAGUUGUGCUGAAAUCUAGGUUUAGUUUACGUUCCAGAGCUGAUGUGUGUUGUUAACCUUGCCUACGGCUACACACAGAGCCUACUUGGUGGAUAGAUAAUUGGCACUCGUUGAACAUGAAGCGAGAAGCGAACAUGGCUGGAGGAUUGUUCUCCUCAAAAAGGUUCCUAUUGCUGAUGAUUGUGUUUUUGAUGGCUGGCACAGUUUUGUUCCUCACUCUGUCCCAGAGUACCGCGGAGGUCAACAAAAGUACACAUCUCCAACAGAACGUUGUCGUUGGCGAGCCCAAGAAGAACGCUGGGUAUUUGAUUAAAGACCAACUGCCAGCAGACGAAAGAAUAACAGAGAAACCAAUACAAAGAAAGAUAGAAAUUCCGGUCCACAAGCCUGCUGUACGUAGGAAAAAUAUUGUGGAUAACUCAGGAGCGAUGCUGUACUUACAACAAUACAGAGAUCUAUUUGAUGCGAGAGCGGACUUGUCGAACGUGGACCCUAACAAGAACAGCACUAUAGUGAAGUGGUGGCAGGCUGCGGCGAUGAUAGAUUGGUAUAUACAUUCACCAAUUCGCUAUAAAUGUGAAAACAGAGUAGCUGUUGGCAAUUGGCACAUUUGUCAGGAUUCAAAAUAUACAAUAAAGCCUCCUUGUCUUGUGUAUUCAUUUGGUAUUAACUUUGACUUUUCCUUUGAUGAUGCCAUGACAAAGUUAGGCUGUGAAGUUCAUUCCUUUGAUCCAAGUAUGGAUAAAGAAACACACAGACGGGAGAAUAACUCUACAUUCCACAACUUAGGUCUCAGUAACACAAACACUGAUGGCUUCUUACCAAGAAAAGAUGGCUAUGUCAACAAACCUCAAGUCUGGAAGAUGAGAACCUUGAAGUCUGUGAUGAAAGAACUUGGUCAUGAAGAGAAAGUAAUUGAUGUUUUAAAAAUUGACAUUGAAGGCCAUGAGUGGGCAGUAAUUGAUAAUAUGAUGGAAACAGGUGUUUUUAAAUAUGUCAGACAGUUUAUGUUGGAGUUUCAUUUAUUUCCUGAUUGGCCAGUCAAGGAAGACUAUGUCAAUUUAUAUCAGAUAUACACAAGAUUAAGAGAAAUGGGUUUUAGCGAGUACGCUGUUGGGCCACACCCUAAAACUUUAAAAGAGGAUAAGUUCAACAACCAAGGUGACUCUGAAUAUGUUAAUAUAUUUUUUGAACAAAAUAACAAUUUGGAAUUAUGAUGUAGCUUCUAAAGUCUCAUCUAUACAAUUAAUAAUGAUAUAUUUUUGUUCAGUUAUAUUGAACAUUUAAUAUUUUGAACUAAUCGAGAUAAUUCUCUGAAGUUUGAUAUUCCAUAGAUUGACAUAAUAUGGUUAUUGCUAUAAAAGAACAUAUAAUCAUUUUUAAAAAAUUGAAAUGACAAUGUAACAUUAGUGUUGUCAUUCAUUGUCAUUUUUAAAAGGGAAGUAACUUUAAAAAAAAAGAACAACUAUAUAAUGUAUCCAUAUGUAUGUAUAAAAUGUGUAUACUUAUAUGUACCAAUAUUUGUUGUUUUUUUGUGUGUACCUGUAUGUGCAAAUGUUCAUGUACCUAAGUGUGCAUGGUCAUGUUGUUGUUCCAUUUUUUUUGUAUCUGGAUAUUGAAAGAACCAUAAUGUAAUCACAUACAUAUAAGUACAAGAAUGUAGCAGUACAUAUGAACAUGCAUAUCCGUGUAUUCAAAAAUACAGAUAUCUAUAUACAAGUAUAUACAAAAUUAAAUACAUACAAGUACAAAUAUGACUGUACACAUCCAAAAGUGUGAUAUAUUUUUAUCUGCAUUUUGUCUUGUCAAAUUAUGAAGUAAACUGUUUUCUUAAAAAAUGUUUACUCAAGAUGUCAAAUAUUGCUGAUGGAAGAAAUAAUGAACAUACCAUCGUACACUUAAUAUUUUUCGUACAAUAUUGUCAUUUGGGUUUUAUUAAGCUAUGGCUAAUAUUCUGACACAUAAAAUACUAAUAGAUUGAGAUGAUUAGAAUAGAGAACUGGACUUUUUGUUUUGUUAAUUUUUGGGAUGACAUUCCUUCAGAAUUGAAGAUUAUUAAUUACUAGCCCAAGCCUAAUGUAGAUGACAUGAGAUGGUAGCAGGCAGUCAAAAACAAAUGCCACACAACAAGGUAAUUAUCCAAAUAGUUUUCAAGUAAAUGGCAGGUAAUCUGGACAUUUCCUGACUUUCAUUUCAUUCAUCAAUUCAGUUGGGUGCCUGGUUAAGUGGUAAGUACUUCAUACUAUCAUGAGAGUGUCUUAAGUUCAAUUUAUGCCCACCGUAAUUCCCAGUUAUCUCAAAGGGAGGGGAAGAAUAUAACUAUUGUCCUUUCUGAAAGAACAUUUGAAACUAAUAAAAAUAACCAACAUUUUAUAGCCCUUUUUUUAGAUAAGGAGGGUAACUUUUUUAUUACUCCCGAGUUUUUAGAUUCCCAUGUCAUCACAAAAGGAAUAAGAUAUUCUAUAAAAUAUUUCUAUUGGAGAGAUAUUCACAUGUUUUAUAAGUAGGCUCAACUUUGUUUAGUGAGAAAUAAGAGUUGCUAGUCAACAAACACAAGUUUGAACAUACAAAUAAGAUUAGCCUGCGCAUUAAUCAAUAAGACAUAAGGUGCUGAAGUACAUGUCUACUAGAUUAGCUAAGACAUUUGAGUGAGAAAUAAAUGCCUUAUACAUUUAAUUAUUAAUACUUAAAGGGAAGAAAAGCAUGCAUAAACCAUUACAGUGUAGGAGAAAAGUAAAUCUAUGAUCAAAUAAUUGUUACAUUGCAGGGACAAAAAUAAAUAUUUUUUUGGAUGCCAAACAAAAAGCACCUUAAUUUUCAAUUCUACCACUUGUUAAAUCUGUUAUGAGACACUUAAUCAUACAUCAAACAGAUCCAUCAAUAGUAGAUUAUGAGAACUUUAAUCUUGGUUCAACAAAUGACAAUAUGUCAAUAAUAACCUCGUUUAUAUUACUUUACUUCCUAAUCCCUUUUUUUAUCUUAUUCUCUUUCAACAUGCAUUAGCACCAUUCCACAUUCACGCUAUGCUACACUCACAACAAAUGAGAAAUUUUUAACUCAGAAGUUCAAAACCAACAUAUUUGAUGCCCAACAUUUAGUUCUGAGUGAUUUGAACUAGGUCAUGCAGAUCUAUUAAAUAACAAAAGAAACAAAAAUAUCUAAGUUUCAAAUAAUGACAUUUUUUUUUUUGGUCACUUUUUGUUACUGUGUUAAUGUAAUUGUUAGGUUUCUUAAUGCUUUUUUUUUUUCACUUUUUAAUACAUGGGACAAUGUACAACAAUGCUUUGUAUUUUUGUUUUUGAUUGUGAUAACACAAGAUUGAAUGCAUAAUAUUUAUAGAUAUUCACUAAUCAUGCUUUGGAAAUCUGUUUUCAUAGAAGCAUGCUUAAAAAUUUUUUAAACUCAAAAGAUUUGACAGAAAAGUUAAAGGCACUAAUUUACUGUUCCAACUGAAACCAAUAUAGCUUUUGCUUUAAAGACUUUGUAAAAAAACAACAAUUUACUAUAUUUUGCUGAGUAACAAAUUAAAAUAUUCACAUUUUUUAUUAGUUGAUUCAAUUUAAAUUCAACUAUGUAAAUGUUAAAAGUUGUCUAAAUAUGAAGACAGUUUUUUUUUUUUUUUUUUUUUUGGUAUUUUUAUUUACAACUUUUUUUGUGUACAUACAAAAUGAACAGUGGACAUCAAUUCUUGGUGUGUUUUUGUUUUUCAUAACGUUAUGACGUUUGGGGCUGAUGUUUUCUGAAAUAUACUUUUCAUACUUUUUAUUUGUAAAUAUCACUUUGAAAUGAGAGAAUAUUGUUUAUUGUCUGGCUCAACAAUUCAAGAUUGUAACUCACACUGUUUAGUCUACUACUGGUUCAUGUAUGUAAACUUAUUUUGUCAUUUUACAUUCUAUCGGCUGAGCCUGUGCAGUGUUUAAAUAUUAAGUAUUUAUGUAACUGCAUUUUGAUUUAGAAUUGCUUUGUGUGUUUAGCAUACCUAUUUUUGUUUCCUUUUCCAAUGUUAUUUCACCAUCCAUUCCCUUUUAUAUUCUAACCCUCUAAUUUCCCUCAAUUAACUUCCUACUUGGUAUUUGCUUAACUGUAACUCCCUUAGACCCAAGAAUAUGGACUUGUUCUUGAAGUGUUGUUCAUCACCACACCAGCCUAUACAAAAAUGAACUAAUCUAAUACUUUUUUUUUAGAAUUGUGAAGAGGUCCAUUUUUCUUCGUGCAUGUGGUCACAGCUAGCCUAUGUGCCUAAAAGGUGCUGGUGGAUCAAAGUGUAUGUGAUUUGAGAAAUUUGACCAUGUCAAUGAUCCAUAAUACAGCGCACUAUUGUUAUUUUUAGGAUUGAUGUUAAGAUGUGUGUUUUUUUGAAUGAGUAGUUAGAAUGAGUAUUAUUCAUCCUAUUUGGAGCGUAAAUAAGUUCUAGUUCUUUUGCAGUAAUAUACACCGAUAAUAAAAUACUCUCCUACAUUAAAUGGUUGCAAAGUUAACUUCCUUGAGGCGUUCAACUGUUGCUGGUACAUUUUUCUGUUUGCUAUGUUAAACCAUUCUUCUAAACUAAAACUUUGUUAUACCUCUUCUGCAGCAAAAGAAAACAUUAUGGAUCCAUCAGUAUUCAGUCAUUGUACCACUAUAGCGUCUACUUUUUUUUUUGUUCUUUAGCAGUUUAUUUUAUUUAUUGGACUGUCUCAGAAGCCUUUGCAUAUUUAAAGAUUACCUUUUAGAUAAUACAAUGCAAAUAAUCUGAUUAGUAAAUAUGAUGAACUUUAAAAAGUACAACGGACACUAACCAACAUUUUAUUAUAAGGCUAACUCAACUCACACUGUCUAGUAAAAGGUUUGUACGCGUUAUUUCUCCCACACCCAAUCUCGGAUUAAGUUGAAAUUUUGCACAAUUAUUUACUUUUACCUGACAUAAGAAUCGAAACUAUUUACCAAUUAGUUAAUUUACGAUUGGUAAUUGAUUAUUUUGUUUAGUAUCUUAAACAAGGUAAAGAAAUCGUACUUCACAGAGGUGGUGGUAUAAGUUGAAUUAGUUCCCUUGAGGACUCAUGUAAACAUUCACCAAGAUACCCCCUUUCACAACUGGCCCAGACAAGUGAUAGGAUUAGAGUACACUGAGAAAGCUAAGGGCUAAACAAAAGCAAUUAGUAAAAAUAUUUCUGAUCGCACAGAUUUAUUAUGUCUAGGUCGGAAUUACAUAUAAUUACAUAAUUAAUCCGAACUAAUGGAUACAAGUACACUUAACAUAAGCUUUGUUGUUGGUUUUUUUUAGAUGUAUUUUUAUGUUUCUAUUAUGCUAUUUACAUUACAGCCAACACUUUAAUGCGACGGGUAAAGCCCCAAAAGUUUUACACCAUUAUAUAAGUAUGUCCCUUUUCAAUGUUCGCUACUGAAGUUAUUCUAAAUAUUAGGCAUUUUAAUAACUGAAACAUUUCUUUCAACGUCAUCAACAUGUAGAACAAUUUUUAUGUUUUGAUUUUUGCUUUUGAUGAUCUUACAUUAUUGUAAGUUAAAUACUGUGCUUCUAUUCAGGUCGAAGUCAUUCAAGUUUUGGUCUCUGCUUGUUAAGAUAAAAACUAUAUUUAAAAAAAAAAAAAAGCAAUGGAAAUAAAUGUUAUGACGACAUUGA